Molecule: messenger RNA, 442 nt
Organism: Mycotypha africana
Lineage: Eukaryota; Fungi; Mucoromycota; Mucoromycetes; Mucorales; Mycotyphaceae
Product: DASH complex subunit dad4
Exons: 2
Coding region: 149-388 (79 amino acids)
Biological process (GO): attachment of spindle microtubules to kinetochore
Cellular component (GO): mitotic spindle; DASH complex
Source: RefSeq, a predicted model, not a curated record
AGCUACAAAAGAAGAAAGAAUUCAAUUCGCGUGUAAAAAAGUGGAAUUGAGCGGAGCUGAAACCCAAAAACGCGCUUGAAUCGUGUUUUUAAGAAGCCUCAAUCAUUCUUUUAAUUUCUUUGUCUGUCAAUCUAGGCGAUUUGCAAAGAUGGAAAAUCCUUACGAACAGCAGCAAAGCGCUUUACUAAUCCGUAUCGUUACUAAUGUCAAAAGGCUCAACCAGACAAUGACAGAUUUGAACCAGAAGUUAGAGACAUUAAACAGGUACAAUAGUGAUGUGGUACUCAUAGCCGACAUGUGGUCUGCCUAUAAUGAGUCUGUCCGUAUUCAUCUUGACAACACGAAAGCUUUGGAUGAUCCGAACGAUGCAAAGCACACAACUAUUUAAAGAGAAAACUUGACACACACUACCAAUAUAGAUAUCUCUUUGAUGCAUAUUUGA